AUAAUUGUUUGAGUAAUGCAUAGCAAAUAAUUAUAAAUAUUGUUUCAUUGUUUGUCAUGUUAUGGCGAAUAUGGUGGAAAUUGAUUUUUCAAAUAGCUUCUGAGCCUCUCCUAAAAACAGUGGCUGUAUCGUGUUGGUUGUGGCGACUGCGUCGCAGCGGCGGGGUGGUUGGGGGGGCUAGGCUCAGUGGCUGCAGUGUUAUACUGCUCUACCAAGUUGUGUGUGUGUGUGUUUUCGUCUGUAGAAUUUUCAUACCUUCACUCAACUAUAAAAUUCCCAAAGGAAGCCUCAAUCAGUAUCUUCCUCAUACGUCAAUUAGUCCCUUCAAAUAUUCAAAAAAUGUUCUCAAACAUGGAAAUUAUCAGAAUAUCUAUUUAUUGAGGUACCGCCCAGUCUAACCUCUCUCAUGAUGUGAUCAACAAAUCCAAUAGACUCAAUUACACUUUGCAAAAAAUGUUUUUUCCAAUUGGUUGGCCGCGAGUUCUGAAUACCUCUUGUACAUCCUCCAUUAUUGCAAUCACUUGCAAUCGCGACAAGAUUCUUUUCGCCAUUGUAACCCGCUCGUCUUUAGCCAUCUGGUAUUGUAAACCCUGCGUGCCCAUCGUCUUCAGCAGAAGAACUGACGAUUGCAUAGAUAAAUACGGAGAAAAUAGCCUAGUCCAAUGGAGACCAGACUCAUCUAUGCUGGUGGUGACCACCUCGGACAGUUAUCUUCUAUUCUACCGUUUGUCAGAUACUGCUGGAGAAUCCCGAGGUCUCUACGAGCAGAAGGACUCUCCUGUUACAAGCCUCCGUAGAGAUUCAGCAGAGCUCUUUAUCAAGGAAGUAAUACCUUCUUUGAUUCUCGUCUUCGUAAUGCCAGUGUGGAUCGAUGGAGGAAUCAGUUCACUAGUUUGCAUCAGGGAUGAACUGAUGAUAGCCACGAAAACGAGUCACAUCGUCAGACAACGUUGGGAAGGUACCGCCAAUCGUGAUUACUCUCUCGAUCUCAGAAGAAUUCCCUUCAGCAUCGAUCAACAAGUCUCAACUCCUGCUCUACCAAUCACUGAGAAUAACGUUCAUGUCAGUGAUAUCGAAUACUCUCCACUGGUGGGAGGAUUUGCCAUUGUUCUUAGCAAUGGAAAGGCUGCAUUUUUAACAGCGCAAUCACUCAAGUUCGAUCCGAAUCAAGUGCAGGGAAUCUGGGCUAGAUAUCUCGAGGAUGCGACUUGUGCUGCUGUCAAUCAUAAAUACAGACUCAUUGCAUUUGGUAGGGAAAAUGGAGAGGGGGUUGUUUAUUAUGUCGAUGAGACGACUGGAGCUCUUGAGGUGUCACAUGUGCUCAACUUGUCCUCGAAGGACUAUCCAGGCAAACCGGGAAGGGUUAAAUGUAUCAGAUGGACACCUGAUAGUUGUGCUAUUGCAUUGGCUUGGGAGAGUGGCGGAUUGGCUAUUUGGAGCACAUUUGGGGCUUUGCUUUUAUGUACCCUCAAGUGGGACUAUGGAUUGCAUGUGGACUUGGGAAGAGAUAAUCCUCUGAAGAUCAGGACUAUGGAGUGGAGUGCUGAGGGGUACAGGCUGUGGAUGCUUAGAGAAUCACCUCGCGGGUGUAAUGGAGGAGAGAAUGGAAAUGUGGAGGGAGAUUAUGGAAGGAAGUCUGUAGUGCAGCUCGACUUCGUGAAAAGCCCUUUGACUGUCAAUCCAUGUAUGGGACAUGGACAUUUGUAUCUUCAAGGAGAGGAUCGCUUGUACCUGAAUUUAGGUGGUGUAUCGGCGGACACCCCUGGCUUUCAUCUGACCAAUGACAUGCCAAACGAUUCAUCAUCACAAACUUUAGCUGGAUCAAAACAGUGGCUCGUGGUUCCAAUUCCCAGUACCUACACAGGUUCCAACUGGCCAAUUAGAUAUACUGCAAUAGAUAAUGAGGGGUUGAGCAUAGCCGUCGCCGGCAGAACUGGUCUGGCUCAUUACUCGUUGCAAUCCAGGAAGUGGAAGCUGUUUGGAAAUGAAACUCAGGAGAAGGACUUUAUCGUCACUGGAGGACUGCUGUGGCAUCGAGGAUUCAUGAUCGCUAGUAGUUAUUCAUUACUCGAGGACAAAGAUGAAAUCCGAAUUUAUCCGAGGGAUACGAGGCUGGAUAAUAACUACGUCAAAACGUUUAGAAUGCCUUCCCAAGUGUUGCUUUUAAAUACUAUGAAGGCGAGACUCCUCACCUUCUGUGCUAAUGGACAAAUCAGUAUUUUUGAUAUGGCUCUACAAGGAGAAGAAGGUUCUGGAAGCAUUGAAUUAACUCGAACCCAAACAGUUGACAUUUCCGGUCUCUGCGUGCAUCCAGCUUGUGUAGUUAGUGCAACAUUGACUACAAUCCGUGCAGAGACAGCAGGGAGUCAUCCUCAUCCGGAGAGUCUCCUAUUAAAUGUGUCUGGACGUCUCUUGAUGGUGCAACGAGAGCACUGCACAGAUAACCCUGAUGUUCUUUUCACGUGCUCUCCUCCGAAUGUGUUGGCCUCCUGUGUGGAAAACGUUUGGGUGCCCGCUCGCUCUCGGCGUGACAAACCACAUCUCACCGAGGCUCUCUGGCUGUUCUGUGGGGCCCAUGGGAUGCGUGUUUGGCUACCUCUUUUCCCACGCAAUCAUCAGGACAAUGCUCACACCUUCAUGUCCAAACGAAUUAUGCUCCCUUUUCACUUGCGCAUCUAUCCUUUAGCAAUCCUCUUUGAGGAUGCUAUUCUCCUUGGGGCUGAAAACGACACAGUUCUGUACACAUCAGACACCAAUUCUCCUUUUUCACUCCCCUUCUCUCUUCUAGAAUUGACAUCUCAAGUAUACCUCCAUCAGAUUUUACGUCAAUUAAUCCAUAGAAAUCUUGGAUAUCACGCUUGGGAAAUUGCCAGGUCAUGCGCCGCUCUUCCUUACUUUCCUCAUUCUCUGGAACUGCUUCUCCACGAGGUCCUAGAGGAAGAGGCCACCAGUAAAGAACCUUUGCCCGAUGCUCAGUUACCCUCAGUGGUGGAAUUUAUCAGAGAGUUUCCUGGAGUGUGGGCCAGAGCUGUUGUUCAGUGUGCCAGGAAAACAGAAAUAGCACUUUGGCCUUAUCUUUUCUCGGUUGCUGGACCACCAAAGAAGCUUCUGCAAGACUGCUUGCAGAGGCAGCAGCUGGAUACGGCUGCGAGUUAUUUGAUAAUUCUUCAAAACUUGGAACCUUCAACAGUUAGUCGCCAGCAUGCAACGUUGCUACUCGAUGCAGCAUUGGAGCAAGGAAGGUGGGAACUAAGUAGGGACUUGGUACGAUUCCUGCGUGCCAUAGAUCCGAACGAUGUAGAUUCUCCUAGAAACUCUUGGGGAGGAUCUGCGAAAUUGGCGGGACCGCCUCCAACCCCUCCAGUUUCACCUCAUGAAGAAGAUCUUUCCUUAGUUCUUGGCACCAUGCAGGUAUCCAGGAGCAGGAGUUACAGUACCACUGUGACGCCAAAAGUACAGUAUGAUGGGUCAUCAAAAGAUCCAUCUCCAGGAGCGUCGAUGCUCGAGAAGACCAGGAAUGCAGUGAUGCGGAGGAAGAAGUCCCUUCCCAGUGUUAAAGCAGAGAAAAAUGAGAGCAAAGAGGGAUCCGCUGAGGAGUUUUUCAUUGACGUAAUCCUCCAGAGACAUGCUAGAAGAUUACUAACCGCUAGAAGACUCGCCGAUCUAGGUAGAUUUGCAGCUAGACUCGAUUUUCACCUGGUAACGUGGUUGGCGAGGGAGAGAGAGCGUGCAGCAAGAAUUGAUGAUUUCGUAAUUGCCCUGAAAGCUGUCCAUGAGGAUUUCUCGUUCCCUUAUCCCACGGUUUCACUGUCAAAUCUCCAGAAAUUCCGUAAGGCGAGUCAUGCGUCGUUGAGAUCGAGAUCAGUGAGCUUGGAAAUGCCUGAGGGACAAAGUCCAGAGCCCGCGCAAAAUUUCGUGGAUCUUCCACCUGAUAGUGGAUACACGAGCUUGCCCAGCUCCAGUCCUCCUUAUGGAAGUCUAGUGUCACCUGUGGCGAGUCUCGAGACUCAAUUCCCAGUUGCCGAGGCAAAGUUGACACCAAGAAUGCUUCAGGAUGCUACUAGCGUUCUUAGUGACACAUCGACCAAUUGGAGAGAUGAUGUGGAGUCUAUGGUGGGUACGGUUUGCUGGGUUGAUCCUGAAGAACCCACUGAGGUACAAAAUACUUCUCUGUGUGGAUCAAGUAGCAGAGCUGAGGUACAGCUGAGGUACUUACUCCAACUGUUUCUUGAAGCUGGAUGCGUUGGAUGGGCUGCAGUGCUUGCUACUAUUCUCCGGGAUGUCUCAGCCAUGGCGAGAAGUAUAAGAGCAGCACAUGCUCCCAUGCAAACACUCGAGAGUAUCAUUAACCUCAGAGAUGGAAUUCUCAUGCUGACAAAAUGGUCAAAUUCGGAAUGUCUCGGCUACAGGAAUUUUACCUCGGGACUUCAGCCACAGACUUCCCUGUUAAAUCGUCUAAUUGUGAUGAAGCAGCAACAGCAAGUCCACCAUCUCCAAGAAAACCAUCAGGAGGUGCCAGUUAGUCCUGCUCCCAGUCCUGCUCCUUCAUUUGCUAGCAAUCAAAGGGGCAACAUCAGCAGAUCCAGGAGAUCAUCCGCCAGUCAUGCUAGCACUGCAACUACAACCCUAGAGGAAGAACGAGGGGACAUAUUCGAGGAGGAGAGUGGAUUCAGGGGGAGCUACGGGAAUCUCAGUAUGAUAGAAAAAGAGCCUAACUCACAGAGUUGCAGUAUUUCUUAAAAAAAAAAAACAAACAAACAAACACGAAAACCACUGCAUUGUUGCUCAAUUUCAUUUGUGCAAUUUAAUCGUUGAGUGGUAAUUGUGGCCCUGGUAUUGCUCGUAAUGGAGAAUUACAACUAUAAAACUAAAUGCAGAGGACUGACCUCACAAUGACAAACACUGUCGUCGAGAUGGAUACGAAAUUUGAUGGUAUUAUUAUGAGAAAAAUCCUCAAUUUUUUCUUUCAAUGUAGUAUUGAAGUACGUGGAGAAAUCCAAUCAGCAGUGAACGGAUAAGAUAUUGACCGAACAGAACAGAACAUUUUAUGACGAAUUUCGAGAUAUUUAAGACCAGAAUUAUCAGUAUAUAAAAUGAGUAUAAAAUGUUUGUGUUUUUAUCUGUCUAUUGAAGAAAAACGCAGUGAUUAGAGACCAUAACCGAACAUUUUUUCACAAGUUUGUACUGAAAAAAUAUCAGAGAUUUUAAAGCAUUUGAAGAGAAAUACGUAAAGAAUUGAUAGCAACAAAUUGAUCGUUUCUCAACAGUUUUUCUUGUCUGUGUUUAUUUGAUUCAAUCAAUGUUCGAUGAGGAAUAGAUUUAAAGGGGACACAUCGAUAAAUGAAUGGGUUCAAAUCCAUAGCGAAAAUGUAAAUGGUAAUAUUGGUUUUCAUGUUCUAGUUCAUUUUAGUACAUAUCUUGAGAUCGCGUAAUAUCACGAGGACACAUCGAAGGAAUUGUUCUGUAACUUAGAAAAGGGAUGAAAAUGGUACGUUAAUUUUUUAUUUUCAAAUUUUUAAUCAUCACAACAUUGAGAUUCUUUAAAGUCGGAAAAUCUAGAAAAUCAUUAAGAAUCUGUGUUCAUUAUCAUUAAUAAGGGAUUGAAGCAAUAUGAAAAUUGUAAGGAAUUUUGGCAAAUUUUUUCUAAAAAAUGGUUUAAAGUGAAAUCUAUCAGUCUGUGAUUGAUCCAAGAACAUUAUUUCCAGAAAAACUCAUUUUUCGCUCGAUGGAUUGAUUUGAUUUGCGGCAACGCUGUGUGAAUUUACAGGGAAUUGCAAUCAAUUAACAACGUUGAAAAUAAUUUUAAGAUAAAAUUGUUUCGACAAAUUCGUUUUCAAUAUACAUGAUAUUACUAUAUUACUCUUUGUUGUGAAUCCUGUGGAUCUUCCGACAACUCGAUAAUUGCUCAUUAGAUAUAAUCACUGAAAAUUAAAUAUACGCGAAGAGCUCGAGGAUUUGUUUGUGAAUGUUUUAACAGUAAACCAUUAUUUCACUGAUUGAGCCAGGAACCGGGAUAGACUAAAUGGAAAUGCCAUUUUUAUCUCAGUUACCUACUACACCAUAUGGAUAAGGGAAUUGAUUAUGUGGCUCUAGGUGUCUGUUAGAUAUUACUAGAGCCUAGGAAAUUAUUUAUAAAACAAAAUUGUACCAAUAGUUGAAUGAUUAUUAAAUAUAUUUGAAGAUA
This is a messenger RNA of Fopius arisanus, 6184 nucleotides long. RefSeq names its product Guanine nucleotide exchange factor subunit Rich (gene Rich). The record is from RefSeq and is a predicted model, not a curated record. NCBI's taxonomy places the organism in Eukaryota, Metazoa, Arthropoda, Insecta, Hymenoptera, Braconidae. The coding region runs from base 454 to 4740 and encodes 1428 amino acids. The transcript has 4 exons. Gene Ontology annotation, cellular component: Golgi membrane; cytosol; Ric1-Rgp1 guanyl-nucleotide exchange factor complex. Gene Ontology annotation, biological process: intracellular protein transport; retrograde transport, endosome to Golgi. Gene Ontology annotation, molecular function: protein binding.